CUGUCUCAUUGCUGUCUGUUUCUCAAUAAAACUAUGGGGGGAAAACAUUUCUUGACUCCUGCUCCUCUCACAUCAAGUAUUAAUUCAUCAGCAAAACCUAUCGAUUCUUUCCUUAAAAAAAUACAACUUCCAACUUCUUGCCACCAUGAUGUCACCUUGGUGCAAGCCAAUGGCAUCUCAGUUGGCCUCUGUUUCUGCCUUUUGCUCCCCAGGGGCUAACCUCCCAAGUGGUCCAGUUGAGGCCCAGGUCGGCUCGAGUCUGUCCGCAGCUCACAGCCUACAAAGGCUCCCACCUGCCUCACUCAGAGGAGAAGCCACAUCCCUCCAGUGAAUCCUUCAUAGACACAUCCCACCUGGAUCCCCAUCCCUCAUCCCAUCUAUUGUCACACUCGCUGCCCGCUCUGUUCCAGUCACCCUGGCCUUUGCUGCUCCUCAUGCCAGGCACAGAAGCCUUCCAUUUGUUCCCCUCUCUCUCUGCCCAAAAUGUUCCUCCCCAGCCAGCUGGAUAGCCAACCUCCUUACUCAGAUGCUAGCUCCCCUGAGGGACCUUCUCUCACCACCCAAGGUCAUUGACCCCUACCCAGCCUAUGCUCCCAGAGCCACUCUCUGCUUAAUUUUUUCUCCUUAACCAUUGUUACCAUCUGACCCACUGUGUAUUUUAAAUAAUUCUCUGUCUAUUUCAUUCACUAGCACGUCGGCUCCAGUAGGCACAAUUCUGCUUUAUUUACUGAUGUAGUCCCAGGCCCCGGAGCAGUGUAGUUGCAUCCUAGAUGUGCCUAACAAGUGUGUGGUUUGAAUUAAUGCCAAAAGAGCAUGUCACACCCCCCCUUGAGCGUGCUCUGGUGGCUGGCACACAGUAGGCACUCAGGCAAUCCUGUGUGGGUGGGAGGGGCUUAGAGAGCAUCCUCCACCCUCCUCACUUUCAGAAGGACAAGGACAAUGGUGCCCUGGAAGGGAAGGAGGGCCCACUCUAGCUUGGCAGAUGGCCGGUGGGAGCUGCCGUGCAGACAGCAAGCUCCUCACUUCUGCGUCACACGCAGCCUUUCCGAAUCAGGAGGGAAUUCUCUUUCCUGCCCUUUUGAGUGGGGAAAGCAGUCUGCCUAAGAAUGAGCCACAAAGCUGAACUCCUGGGAUGUUCCUGUUUUGAUCCAGUUUUAGCAGUGACGCUGUCCGGGUGUGCUAAGCUGGAACAGUGCGGGCAUUAGGACCAGGAGCGCGGCGCACUCCUGGCUGCGGGUUAUGCCUGGCAGAGGGCUCGCCACUGAGCACGGCAAUGUGUGAAGGGAAAUCAGGCACUGCCUGCCUGCCGCCUGUGCAUCUGUUGAUCUGACCUAACUUGAAGCGUCCAAACAGGGACGGCUGUCAGCUCUGCUUGACUGAGAAUCGCCCGGCUCUCCUCAGUCAUCACUUCGCUGCUGGCCAUUGAUGCAAAGGGGGGAAGACACACGUGGGACUGAACCCCUGAGCAGAAUGGACUGCUUGCUUAUCCCAAGGAGAAAAAUGGGGCGAAGGGGCAGCAAGCAGUUUAAUUUCAAGUCCCUGUGAACAACAGGCUUUCAGCAGGCAAUUAAAGAAAUCCACUCAGCCCAGGUGCAAGGGGGGUCCUGUGGCUUUCUGACCUGAAGUGGAAGCAGGUCUCACACAGGCUAUUGGCAAAUGUCAGAUGGGAGAAAAGGAGCAGGUUUAAGUGACUAGUUAAAGGACUUCCGGGGAAAACGAAGAACCCAGGUGCUGCGCGGUGGAAGAGCCCUGGAGCAGCUCGAGAAGGCAACUUGAACAUGACCUGUUGCUCUUGGAAGGUUGCAGCAACAUGCUGGUGAAGAAGCGGUACCGGCCCGCACCGUGCAGACGCCAGUUCCCCCUGCUGUGCCUGAUGCUGGGAUGUGUCCUGAUGCUAGUGGCCGUCUUGUACCCUCCCCCUCCCACUCCGCACGAGGCUGUCACAGCCCAGGCCAGCAAGCGCAGCUCCGAAGCCAGGUACCGCCUGGACUUCGGGGACUCCCAGGAAUGGGUAGUAGGGGCUGAGGAGGAAGAGGAGGAGUACGGCCUCCUGGAGGACCUGCCACCCUUCAUCUCACUGCGAGAGGAUCAGCUUCUGGUGGCUGUGGCCUCACCCAGGGCCCGAAGGAAUCAAAGCCAGGGCAGGCGAGGCGGCAGCUACCGGCUCAUCAAGCACCUGAGGAGACAGAGUGAGGGAGCCCCAGAGAGGGGCUGGGGGACUGAGGAGGAGGAUAGGCAGGUGUCAAAAGAAGAGGCGCUGAGCCCGCUCAGCCUGGACUCGCAAGGCCUCAACAAGGCACUCAGCUCCCGCCUACCCCUGCAGAGGGUCCUCCCAGAAGUGCGACACCCACUCCAGCAAGGACAACUCAAGUCUGCUCUCAGCGAAUAUGUGGCCCAACUGGAGGGGGUGAAGUUGCUCAGGAGCACCAAGAGGCUGGGUACCAUCAGGGCCCGGAUGCUGGGUGCCACCAGAGCCACAGGGGAUGUGCUGGUCUUCAUGGAUACCCACUGCGAGUGCCACCCCGGCUGGCUGGAGCCCCUGCUCAGCAGAAUAGCUGGUGACAGGAGCCGUGUGGUAGCUCCGGUCAUACACAUGAUUGACUGGAAGACUUUCCAGUACCGUCCCUCCGAGGAGCUGCACUGGGGGGUACUGGACUGGAAGCUGGAUUUCUUCUGGGACCCUUUGCCAGAGCAAGAGAGGAAGGCCCUGCUGUCCCCCAUCAGCCCCAUCAGGAGCCCAGUAGUACCCAGAGAGGUAGUGGCCAUGGACAGACAUUACUUUCAAAACACUGGAGCUUAUGACCCUCUCAUGUCACUGAGGGGUGGCGAAAACCUCGAACUAUCCUUCAAGGCCUGGCUCUGUGGUGGCUCCGUUGAGAUCCUUCCCUGCUCGCGGGUGGGGUAUAUCUACCGAAAUCAGGAAGCACACUCUCCCUUUGAUGUGGAGGCCACUCUGAGGAACAAGGUCCGAAUCGCUGAGAGCUGGUUGGGGCCAUUCAAAGAAAUUUUCUACAGGCACAGCCCAGAAGCCCUCAUCUUGAAAGAGGAUGAGAAGCCAGACUGCACAGAACGCCUGCAGCUACAAAGGAGACUGGGUUGUCGCACCUUCCACUGGUUUCUGGCCAAUGUUUAUCCCAAGCUGUACCCAUCUGAGCACAGACCUAGGUUCUCUGGAAAGCUCCACAACUCUGGGCUUGGCUUCUGUGCAGACUGCCAAGCAGAAAAGGACAUCCUUGGUUGUCCCCUAAUGCUGGCUCCUUGCAAUGACAGUAGAAAGCAACAGCACCUGGAGCACCCUGGCAGGAAGGAGAUCCACUUCGGGAGCCCCCAACACCUGUGCUUGGAUAUCAAGCAGGAGCAGGUGGUUCUCCAGAACUGCACCGAGGAAGGUUCUGCCAUCCAUCGGCAGCACUGGGACUUCCAGGAGAAUGGAAUGAUUGUCCACAUUCUUUCCGGAAAAUGCAUGGAAGCUAUGGCUCAACAGAACAGUAAGGAGUUGUUCUUGAGUCAGUGUGAUGGAAAAGCCAGCCAGCUGUGGCAAUUUGAUGAAGUCCACCCUGUGGAUGAACAAUGAAUCCCAACGUCAGAAGGAAAAGAGGAUUUUGCUUACCGCAGUUCUGCCCCAGAGAGUUAAAGAGCACUUACAUUUCUUCAAGCAGACACUUCCGUGUGUGUGCUCCUGGUUUAGUGGGAAGAAAGUUCUGUGAAAGCAUGUGGGAUGCCUCUUCUUCUCACUGUUUAUUUCAUUGACUGCUGGCUGCUUUAAAGAAAAAAAUGAAAACUGAUUCAUUUCUUUAUUUUUUCAUCAUCAAAGAUGAUCAUCAUAUAGCACAGAAGAUCUUUAAUUUUUCCACCAAACAGUUAACAGUUACUUUUAUCUCUGACAAGAGGAGGUCUGGAUAUUGUCUGGUAGCAUCUCCAGGACACAUCAAUCCAAUGGAUGAAUAUUUUCAAGGAGCCUUAACCUGAAUUGUCUGUAUAGCCAACCAUGAAGAGAAUGCAAUAGUGUGACAUACCCAAAACUUUGGAAUAGUUUUAUUAGGAUGAAUUUCAUGCUCAUUAAAUGAACCACAUCUCAAAGGAAGAGAAGAUACAGAAAGCAUUUAGAGAUAAGAUAAGGGAAAUAUUGGUCCAACUCUCCAGCUCUACCUAGCCAGCUGAAGAAUCAGUAGACUUGGGAUGACAAUCUCACCUUAACGAGAAUUUCCUCAAAACUUUCCACUUCCACUCACCUGGCCUCAUGCCUCUCUAGCUUGGUUAAUCAUAACCAGAUUCCCUUGCCAUAGAUUUCUCAUUAGUCACUGGCUGUUGACAGGAUCUACCAGAUUGAGCAUUCUCAUUAACAAAGGCAUUUACAGUUAACAGACUUUCAUGCUAAUCUGUUACAGCAUUUGCAGUGAAUAAUCAAGAAAUAACCUUUUUAAGGGAGAUACCAGAUUGAGAGCCAUUCUGAGAGAAAACUGGAUUGGGUGUUGUUUUAGUUACUUUUCUCUCAUUUUGCUGAGACAAAACGCCCAACACCCAAAAUUAUGGGAGGAAAAGUUUAUUU
This is a messenger RNA of Octodon degus (degu), 4549 nucleotides long. It is a transcript of the gene Galnt15, whose product is annotated as polypeptide N-acetylgalactosaminyltransferase 15. Bases 1811 to 3574 code for a protein of 587 amino acids. The record is from RefSeq and is a predicted model, not a curated record. The transcript has 10 exons. NCBI's taxonomy places the organism in Eukaryota, Metazoa, Chordata, Mammalia, Rodentia, Octodontidae. Gene Ontology annotation, cellular component: Golgi apparatus.